Messenger RNA from Ascochyta rabiei, 1638 nucleotides. Its product is annotated as Signal-recognition-particle GTPase. Bases 1 to 1638 code for a protein of 545 amino acids. Gene Ontology annotation, molecular function: ATP hydrolysis activity; GTPase activity; endoplasmic reticulum signal sequence receptor activity. NCBI's taxonomy places the organism in Eukaryota, Fungi, Ascomycota, Dothideomycetes, Pleosporales, Didymellaceae. The transcript has 4 exons. Gene Ontology annotation, biological process: SRP-dependent cotranslational protein targeting to membrane, translocation; SRP-dependent cotranslational protein targeting to membrane. The record is from RefSeq and is a predicted model, not a curated record. Gene Ontology annotation, cellular component: signal recognition particle, endoplasmic reticulum targeting; cytosol.
AUGGUGCUCCAAGACCUCGGGCGGCGCAUCAAUGCCGCCGUCUCCGACCUCACGCGGUCGCCCAACCUCGACGAGAAGGCGUUCGAGGCCAUGCUCAAGGAGAUCUCCAACGCCCUCGUCGAGGCCGACGUCAACAUCAAGCUGGUCAUGAACCUGCGCCAGUCCGUCAAGCGCACCAUCGACUUCAAGAACCUCGCCCCCGCCGUCAACAAGAAGCGCCUCAUCCAAAAGACCGUCUACGAUGAGCUCGUCAAGCUCGUCGACCCCCACGCCGAGCCCUUCAAGCCAAAGAAGGGCAAGCAGAACGUCAUCAUGUUCGUCGGUCUGCAGGGUUCCGGUAAGACAACAUCGUGUACCAAGCUCGCGAGAUGGUACCAGGCGCGCGGGUUCAAGGCGUGUUUGGUCUGCGCGGAUACCUUCCGUGCUGGUGCUUUCGACCAGCUGAAGCAGAACGCGACCAAGGCCAAGAUCCCCUACUACGGUAGCCACACAGAAACCGAUCCUGUCGUCGUCGCAGCAGAAGGUGUGGAGAAGUUCAAGAAGGAGCGCUUCGAGAUCAUCAUCGUGGAUACCUCUGGACGACACAGCCAGGAGCAGGACCUCUUCGACGAGAUGGUGCAGAUCCAGAACGCCGUUCAGCCCGAUCAGACGAUCAUGGUUCUCGACGCCACAAUCGGUCAACAAGCCGAGGCACAAGCGCGCGCCUUCAAGGACGCAGCAGACUUUGGAGCCAUCAUCAUCACCAAGACCGACGGUGCUGCCGCAGGUGGCGGUGCCAUCUCCGCCGUCGCCGCGACACACACACCCAUUGUCUUCCUUGGAAACGGAGAGCACAUGCUCGAUCUCGAGCGCUUCAGUCCGCAGCCAUUCGUCUCCAAGCUGCUCGGCAUGGGCGACGUUGCAGGUCUCGUCGAACACGUCCAGUCCCUCAAGCUCGACCAAAAGGACACGAUGAAGCACAUUGUAGAAGGAAAGUUCUCCAUCAAGGACCUCCGCGACCAGCUCUCCAACAUCAUGAAGAUGGGCCCCCUCAGCAAGAUGGCCGGCAUGAUUCCUGGCCUGAGCAACAUGAUGGGCGGGAUGGACGACGAAGAGGGCAGCACGAAACUCAAGCGCAUGAUUUACAUCUGCGACAGCAUGACAGAAAAAGAGCUCGAGAGCGACGGAAAGAUGUUCAUCGACCAACCCACACGCAUGACGCGCAUUGCACGUGGAUCCGGUACGAGCGUGCGAGAGGUCGAGGAGCUGCUCACCCAGCACAAGAUGAUGGCCGGCAUGGCGAAGAAGAUGGGCGGCAUGCACAAGGGUAUGCAGAAGGCUCAGGGGGCCAUGGGCGGAAUGAACCAGAAGCAGCAAAUAGCUGCCAUGCAAAAGCGAAUGCAGUCCAUGGGCGGCGCUGGCCGUGGCGCCGGGGCUGGUGGGAUGCCCGGUGGCAUGGAUAUGGGAGCAAUGAUGAAGAUGCUUGGAGGCGGAGGCGGAGGCGGAAUGGACAUGAGCGCGCUCCAAAACAUGAUGGGCGGAAUGGGUGGGAUGGGCGGCGCUGGCGGCGCGAUGCCGGACAUGGGUGCCAUGAUGAACAUGAUGAAGGGCAUGGGUAUGGGCGGCGGCGCACCGCAAGGCGGGCGAGGAAGGCGCUAG